AUGCUCCCCCGAUUGACCGCCCGGACAUCCCUGCGCCUGGCGCAAAGGGCCAGCAUUGCCCAGAGAGGCUUCGCUACCUCGUCCCCGAGACUCCUCGAGGCCAAGGAGGCCAUCCUGCACAACAAGGCCGAGACCACCCCCCAGGCACAGAGCGAGGCCGACUCCCUGGGCGUCGCGGAGAACCAGGAGAGAGGACUUGAGCAGGCACCGAACCGGACCGGAAUCUGGUCGAGAAGUCAGAAGCCCAGGGCCCAGGCCAUGUCCGGCCCCCGAUUUGAGCAGACGGACUUUGAUCUUCAGCCUCAACCAAGAGCUGCCAUUGAACUUAUUCACAAGCAGCCUGUCCGGUGGACACACGAUAAGGUUGUCGCGUGCGACGGCGGCGGCGGCCCCGCUGGACACCCCAGAAUCUUCAUCAACACCGACAAGCCCGAGAUUGCAGCAUGCACUUACUGUGGACUGCCAUAUGCCAACGAGCACCACCGCGAGCACCUCGAAGCGUUACCCGAGACCUCAUACCCUCUUGCAUAG
This is a messenger RNA of Pestalotiopsis fici W106-1, 531 nucleotides long. RefSeq lists its product as uncharacterized. NCBI's taxonomy places the organism in Eukaryota, Fungi, Ascomycota, Sordariomycetes, Amphisphaeriales, Sporocadaceae. Gene Ontology annotation, biological process: mitochondrial electron transport, NADH to ubiquinone. The coding region runs from base 1 to 531 and encodes 176 amino acids. The record is from RefSeq and is a predicted model, not a curated record. The transcript has 3 exons.